Messenger RNA from Verticillium alfalfae VaMs.102, 1631 nucleotides. Its product is annotated as Chap1. NCBI's taxonomy places the organism in Eukaryota, Fungi, Ascomycota, Sordariomycetes, Glomerellales, Plectosphaerellaceae. Bases 1 to 1356 code for a protein of 451 amino acids. Gene Ontology annotation, molecular function: DNA-binding transcription activator activity, RNA polymerase II-specific; transcription cis-regulatory region binding. Gene Ontology annotation, cellular component: RNA polymerase II transcription regulator complex. The transcript has 3 exons. The record is from RefSeq and is a predicted model, not a curated record.
AUGGAUGGACGACGACGACGAGAUCCAGUUCAUGUGGUGGAUUCCGGAGAGGUGCGAAGAAGCCCGGGCAAGAGAAAGGCUCAAAACCGAGCUGCCCAGCGAGCCUUCCGCGAACGCAAGGAGAAGCAUCUCAAAGACCUCGAGGACAAGGUUGAUGAACUUCAGAAAGCGUCCGAGGCAGCCAACAACGAGAACUCUGUACUUCGCUCACAAGUCGACAAGAUGACGUCUGAGUUGGCCGAGUACAAGAAUCGCUUCGCCGCCAUGAACAGCCGAUCUGUCUCACAGAGCAAGACGACAGGUCUUGGUUUCGGCGCGUCUGCCCUUGGCAACUUGAAUGACGUGAACUUCCAAUUUGAAUUCCCCAAGUUCGGCGUCUUGCCCGGACCACCAGUUGCUACCAAGGCCUCCCCGCAAAACUCAACUGCAUCGGUUUCGCCUCACCAGUCUUCGGCCCGCAAGCCUAUGAGCCCGCCUCAAUCAAAGUCGAGCAGCGAAAGUCCUCUCGGCGUUGGUUCCGAUCUCAACGCACUGCCCAAGGAUGACAUUUCCAGCUUUUCGUCUUUCUUCAACCCUGCCAUCACACGCGGCUCCAUGUCGACUUCGCGCGCUAGCGUUGAUUCCAACCCAUACAGCUUCAACAAUGGCACCGCUACCAGCUCUCCAUCGUCAUCAACGCAGUCGAACGCUGGCCCCAGUUCGUCAUGCGGGACAUCUCCUGAGCCGUUCACUCAGUCGCCCAUGGGCUUCAAACCUGUUGAAACCAUGACGACAAUUGGCGAGGAGCAGACAGCAUUGACCACGGGUCAAAACAGCAAUAGCAGCAACAGCAACCUGGGCCACUUUGCAAGUGUCGAAAACAGCAGCUUUGACUGGCUUGCUCAGCAAAACGGUGGUCAAUUCGACCCCCAACUUUUCGGUGAUUACCGCGAGACACAGACUACUGUGCUUCCUACGGCAACGUUUGACGACAGUUUCUUUAAUGAUGCUCUCGACACGGAUUUCUUCAUGCCAUAUAACAUGGCCCCCAGCCCGGCUGUUCCGAAGAAGAGCAACAACUUGAUCGAUCAGAUUGACGCGGCGAACAACGCAGACGAUGAGCUGGCUAAGCCUGAUCAGAUUGAAACCAACUACGGUUGCACCAAGGUUUGGGAACGACUACAAAACUGUCCCAAGGUGCAGAAUGGCGAGUUUGACCUCGAUGAUCUUUGUUCCGAGUUGCAGAAGAAGGCCAAGUGCUCCGGUCAAGGCCCCGUCGUCUCGGAAACAGACUUCCAAAAAGUGGUUCAGAAAUGGAUGGGCAAGGACGCGGCAUGUGUCGGCCCCCCUGCGCCCGUCAACGCCAGCCAGCAUUGAGGAGCGGCAGCCAAAAAGGCCCUUUGGCAACGCGGAGCAGUGACCAGCAAAUAAUGGUCUGAUAACGAAACGGCGUUUUUUCUGCUUAUUGGAUGAAAAUGGCGGUCCCUGGUUCAAGAAGAGCCCGAACCGACCGAAUAUCACAGACGGAAGGAACAUGGAUGGGGCGAACGGUCUUCUUUUGAGACAUUGGGUUGAGACUAGUUUGGUAGGUAUGCAACGGGCAGGCGGCAUCAAUUGUUAGCCUCGACCCUCACAACACGGUCAGAAGGCGG